AUGGCUCGAACCACACAUGCCUGCGACCGCUGCAGAGUGAUGCGCACGAAAUGUUCUGGCGGAGACAGGUGUACGAAAUGUGUCCACGACAACGCAACAUCCGUGUAUGGAGAUCGGGAAUCCCUUGUUCUCGCUGAAGAUUUAAAAGGCGAGGCUAAAGUCCUGCUCGCAGCGCUUCGGGCUUUGACUGAGAGUGACGAUUUCGAUUCUUCUAAACACGGCGACAUAGUUAAUAUCCUGUCGACUUAUUCGGCGAAACUGUCGGGGAACGGCGGAGAGCUAAGUGGUCGGUCUUUGCAUUUAGCAAGCAGCAACAGGGAGAAGCGAACUAACUUCAAGAGUAUACAACGUGAAGAGCCAGGCAACGAACGUGGAGAAAACAAGGGAGCUUCGAGUAUCGUACUACUAGAAAAGCACGGUGAAUUGACUCAUCAGGUCGACUUGGAUAGUGGCGCGGGAGCCUCGGGAUUUAUGGGUGAAAUGUCACCAAUAUCCUGGAUCCGGCGUGCUUAUGAAAUACUGCACUGCCAGACCACUUUAGACAAGGAUACAACCGAUAUUACUAUGGGCGAACUGGACCAUCAUCUAGCCAAGGCCGCAGACUUCAACUUUUUCAUGGAUGACGUUGAUCUCCUGGGCGUCGACGAAGAUCAUGUCAACCCGCACAAAUGGCCUCCGAUGAAGACGGCUGUCUUACUGUCGGAAUCGUAUUUCAAGGCAAUACAAGGCAGCUUGUCGUUUCUGGUCCGUGAAUCGUUCUUGCAAUCCUUAUUCUCCUAUCCACGCCGAAACACUCUACCAGGUUGGAAGGAACGUCGCUGGCUGGCAUUGGCAAACCUUGUAUGGGCCAUCGGCUCCAAAUGGCUUCGGAUUAUUGGGUAUGAUCAUGCAGAUAUCCAGCAAACUCACCUUCUAUAUUAUGCCCGGGCCCGUGCACUAGGUCUCGACCAUAGAGUUAUGGUUGAUCAUCCGGACAUUGACCGUGUGCAAGGACUCGGCCUUCUGGCAUUUUAUCUUCUUAUCAAUGGAUCUAUCUCCAGAGCGUGGAAUACCUUGGGCCAUGCCGUACGCCACGCAACGGCUCUGGGUCUCCAUCUCAGGGUUUCCGAUCCCGCCAUCGACGAGAUAGAAAGAGACCGACGAGCACGAACGUGGUAUUCAUUAUACAGCUUAGAGAUAUCGAUUGCCGAGAUCACUGGACGGCCAAAAUCGAUCUCUUUAUCGAACGUGACGACACCUGUUGAGAUUUUGCAGAGAACGCAGGCCGGGGGCCUGGAAGUAGGCCAGCACGCCGGGAAUUUGAGUUCCACUGGCGAGUCGCCGGGGAUGUGGAUCGCCGCGCAAUUGUACAGCGGGACAUCCAGCGACUCGUGGGUCGAAAUUCAACAUAAGAUCGCCAAGUUACAGUUAGAUUUGAUUUCCUGGACUCAGACAUUGCCGGACGAACUACAGCUCCAGAGCAUUGUGACGGCGGAUUUCGAUUCCCGCGAGCGCGUCGAGUUGGCCAUGUAUUAUUACAGCCUAGGGAUGAUUCUCCACCGUCCGUCUCUGUGUGAGACCGUUGGCGAGAAUCAAUCUGGGAGCUUACACGAGUUCAAUCGAAAUUCAGCAAGGACUUGCGUCCACGCCGCGUUGUCCUUGCUAAAGAUCAUGCCGGACAGCCCCUCCUCGCCUCAGGCUGACCAGCUUCUCCCUUGGUGGAUCUUGCUUCAUUACGUGACGCAAGCGACGGCAAUCUUAAUGUUGGAAUUGACACUGAACUGCCAGCACUUGCACAAUGAGAUCGAUGAAAUAGCGGAGCACCUGCACAAAGCCAUGAAAUAUUUAUCGUGCAUGUCUACCGAGUCGCCCUCGGCAUACCGAGCAUGGAGGACGUUCAGACCAUUGUUUACCGUCAUUCUAACCGUUCACAGCGAAUACAAGCAAAAUGAAAUCAUGAAUAUCACAGAACAGGCGCCUCGGCCGAAAGCGUGGACAGAAAAAGAUGAAGCUUCCAUGCAGAAGACGGUUUUCAUUCCCCAAUCUUGGGUGAAGUAUGUACAUAUUAGGCUUAACGGGUGUGAGAACAAUUUGAUGAUCAAUAAUACUUCAAGCAUACGUCUCUCUGGUGCCUUUAUGCCACUCGAACUAAAAUGUAUGAGUUUUUCUGAAGAGGGGUCUGUGAAGGAGAGCUCAAGUAAGGACUUAGUCCACAGACAAAAGAACAUUUGGUCCUUUACUGAGCCGUCGAAGUCGCUUUGUCGAUUUGCUCAAUUGUGA
Messenger RNA from Exophiala oligosperma, 2259 nucleotides. RefSeq lists its product as uncharacterized. The transcript has 5 exons. Lineage: Eukaryota; Fungi; Ascomycota; Eurotiomycetes; Chaetothyriales; Herpotrichiellaceae. Gene Ontology annotation, biological process: DNA-templated transcription; regulation of DNA-templated transcription. The record is from RefSeq and is a predicted model, not a curated record. The coding region runs from base 1 to 2259 and encodes 752 amino acids. Gene Ontology annotation, molecular function: DNA-binding transcription factor activity, RNA polymerase II-specific; zinc ion binding; DNA binding.